Tetrahymena thermophila SB210 is the source of this 7350-nucleotide messenger RNA. RefSeq names its product transmembrane protein. NCBI's taxonomy places the organism in Eukaryota, Ciliophora, Oligohymenophorea, Hymenostomatida, Tetrahymenidae. The transcript is spliced from 16 exons. Gene Ontology annotation, molecular function: protein binding. The record is from RefSeq and is a predicted model, not a curated record.
AUGAUAAUUCCAAUUUCGAUUGCUUCUACUUUCUUAAUAAUAAUACUUUAAGCAGUUAAAAUUAAAGCUGUAGGAUGUCCAUUUAGAUUAGAUGGAUGCACAAAUUAAGACUUAAGGGUAAAACAGAUUUUAUUACUAAAAUCUAAUCCUUAAAGUGAUUUCUAAGAUAUCGCAGCUGUAGUUUACGAUCCUUUCACUGUUGGUAUUUUUAACUUUGAGAUUAAUAAAUAACUCAAAGUUAUUGAGCAGUAGGAAAAUGUUGCCUUCUACUAAAUUGAUAAAGAUGACAGGCCUCAACUAUAAGCAUCACUUAUUCAUACUUUAGAUGCGAAUGGUAGAGUAAUAACAUGGAAUUCAGGUAAUGGAUUCAAAUAAAAUGUUGUACAAAUACCAAAUAUAAUUACAUUAUAACCUAACUCAUGCCUCAAUUCUGAAGAAAUGUUAGUAUUGACCUGGGAUGACACAAAGAUUUAUAUUAUUGAUUUCUCUUAAGAUUAUAACAUUCAGUUCGAUAGUUUAAAUAUUGAUACUGCUAAUAUAUUUUCAAAUUGCUUUAAUGAUAAGAUAAAUAGAAGAUUUUUAAUAAUGAACCAACAAGGCACCUAAAAUCAAAUAUCUAUUUCUUAUAAGUCAAGCUAAGGUUAAAAUUUGGUUACAUCAUAUAAAAAUAAUACUAUUCAGUUUAUGGCUUCGUUUUCAUAAAUAUCAACAAAUGUUUUAGUAAGCAAGUAAGAAGAUAUUUUAAUCUUAAUAGGAAAUAACAACUUAUUUACAAUUUGGGAAAUAAAAUCACAAAAAAUAAUUUAUAAUCCAGAUUUUUAAAAAAUUUAUUGCGACUAGAGAGAUUCAAAUUAUACAAAAAUUCAAGGAGUUAUAAACUUUAAGUUUGGCUCAAUAAAUGAAAAAGAUGAAGUAGCAAUAGUUUCUGAUUCUUAUAUUUUUGUGUAUUCAUUAUUAGAAAAAAAACCAAUUCUUUUCAAAAGCUAAAAUUUAGGGUUAAAUUGGAUUUAAGCUUUUGUUGUUUAAAAUAGUGUAAUCCUUAGCCAAACUUACUCUGUUUCUAGCAUUGAUAUAAGGACAUCAAGAAUUAAUUAUUUAAUGAAUUACUUUUCAAAUGGAUAAUCUAACUAUGAUCAACCAAUUUAGCUAGAAGUAGAUAACGAAUUGAAUAGAGUAAUAUAUAGUGAUUUCGGAGGAAAUUUGUAAAUUUGGUCUUCAAUUAAUAAUCAAUAGUUGUAAUUUAUUAAGGAAUAUAGUGCACCAUUAUUUUUCAUUAUAGAUAAAUAACUUAACAAGAUGGUUUUAUACACUAAUUUUACAAUAAAUGCGAUGAUUUAAAUCUAUGAUUACCAAGAAGUAAAAUUAUUAGAUACUAUACCAUUUCCUAACAAAAACAGCUAAGUUAAAGAUACAUUUUAAUUGUAUUAAGACAAAACAAACGGAUAUCUAUUAGGCUUAGAUAAAGGAAGUACAAAUUAUGCCAUUUAUAGAUUUACGAAGGAAUCUAAUUUUCCUACUCUUUAUAAUUGUACUUUAAUUAAAAAUGGAAUUAUUACAAAUAAUAAUAUACUCUUCUUAGAAAUGUCUAAAUAGUUUUUAGUAGAAAUAACAAGAGUUUUGUAUAUGUUUAGAUAUUUUCCAGAAAAUGGAAAUACACUUACCAGUUAUAUCGUAGCAGGAUAAAAAAUUUAAUUUUCAUACUUUUAAUAUAUCAACCCAACUUAAACACUAAUAUGCGUUCAAGAUACAUCUAUAUAAGUUUUUCAGUAUAUUAGUGGUCAAUUUAAUUUAUAAAAUCAAAUAAAUUAUUAUUCAGGACAAAGUAAUUCAAUUUUCUUAGCAAAAGCAUAAAACACUUUGAUAAUUUAGAGAACAUCUUAACUUUAUUUCAAAAAUUUCUUAACAUAAAAUGAUUAAAUGAUAGAUUUUAAUAAUCUCUAGAUACUAAAUUAUUAAUAUGACAACUCUAAAGCUCUCUUCAUAUGCUUAGAUAGUAGCUUUAUAAUUACUGUAAUAGAUGUAUUUGCAGUAAAAUCUUUAUAUCAUAUAAAAAUAGAAGAUAAUAAAUUAACCGCUUUCAAUAUACAACAAGAUAUUAAUUUAGUAAUAAUUAGUUAUUUAAAUGGUCAAAUCUUAAUUUAUGAUUAUUAAGCUAAUGCUAUUGUUUCGACUUACAAUAAUUAUUAAUCUUGUUUAAUCUUUAAGUUUGAUAAAUCAAACAAUAAUUUAUUACUUUAAUCUUAGCUAUAAAUUUCUUCAAAAAGAUUGACAAAUCUUGUUCUAAUUAGUUAGAUAAAUUAUUCACUGACAAAUUAUUGGAUAGAUGAAAUGACUGGAAUAACUUUUAUUUUAAGUGAUUAAAUUAUUAUUUAUAAUCCAUUAUCUUAAGAAUAUCUUCCACAAUUUUAGGUAGAUUUUGACCUCUCUUUAGCCUACAUUAUACAAUAUAUUCCGUAGUUAGAUUACCUUUUGCUAGGAUUUUAAGACAAUUAAGUAAAUUUAAUAUUUGUUUAUAAACUAAGCUCUUAAAAACUAUAAGCUACUUUGGAUCACAAUAUUAAAUAUUGCUACUAAGUCUUUUACUUUUUUUAUGACAGCUAUUCUAACAGACUUUUUUCUGGCUGCGAAUAUCCAGCAAGUGUAAUAGUUUGGGACCUAAAUAAUUUUUAAAUGAUUAAGCUGCUUGAUAGCAUACUUUAAUCAUCGUUUGUUUGCUCAAUUGUAUUUUAUCCUGAAAUAAAAACUAUUUUGAUGACUGGUUAUAAUUGGUGGGGUGUUACUGUAGAUUAUAAUACACUAAAAUAAAGAUGCUAAGUAAUGGGUAUAUAUGGAGAUUUUGAUUAUAGUCAUAAUUUGCAAAUCUUAUGGGAUCAAAAUGGAGAUUUUCGUAUUUUUGAUGUAAAUUGUCGCUAAAUAGCAUUUUAGCAUGCUCAUACUGGGUGGAUUCAGUAGCUCUUAAUAGAUGAAGCAAAUAUGUAUUUGACAACAAUAGGAUCAUAACGCUUUUUAACAUAUUCCCUUACAAGUGGUUUAUUAGAUUAUGAUAACAAUUUGGUUUUAGUAGUAGAUUACUAAGGCUUUAUGUAUAUAUUAUCUUAUCCUGAUUUAAAUAUUCUCAAAGCAAUUUAAGCAAUGUUCAGUUAAGUAGAUUUUAUUUCUUUGAGCAAACAAUUUAAUCUUAUAGUGUUAACUAGUUAUGAAGAUAACAGUUUUAUAUUUUAUAAUCUUUUUGAAUUAAUUUCUCCAAAUUAAAAUGAAUUGUAUUUUAGAUAUGAAGGCAUUUUAUCUACUUUAAUAACUGAUCAAGGAGUAAUAUUUCAUUAACUUGGAAAUAUAGUCUAAUUUUGGAAUUAUUCUACUUAAAUGCUUCUAUAUGGGUUUUUUGUAAACAGUUAAUUUGAAUCUAAUGAGGCAGAAAGUAGAUUUUUAUCUUUGAGUGGAUAUUAAAACUUAGCAGUUCUUUUUACAAGGGAUUAAACGAUUUUCUUCAAUAUAAAUACAUUAGAUAUAAUUAAUGUUCAGCAAUUAAAAUGUAUGAAUAGCAUUUAAAUCUAAAUAUUUUUAAUUUGUGCAUUAACUAACAAAUUUACUGUAUUUAGUCUAGAUAGCUUUUCUAUUUAUUAGUAGAUUUUACUAGAUCCAAACUAAAGUAUUAUCUAAUUGCAGUAAAUAUUUUAAACUGGUUCUUUCUUCGCAACAACAACAUAAGGAGAAAUCAUUUGUUUUUCACUUCAAUCAAAUUAGAUUUUGAGCAAAUUUUAAACCAAAAUACUAAAUCAAGCUAUCUCUAAUUAUUAAUUGAUCUAAUUAAAUGAAUUUUACAUUAUAUUAGCCUCUGGUUUUGAUGGAAGUUUUGGAUACAUUUAAAUUUCAAUAGAUUUAAAUACUAUCAAUAAACUUGAUUUUAAUCUUCCUGGUAAAAGUUCUCAUGCUCACAAAAUUAUAUAUUUUAACAAUAAUCUAUUCAUAAAAAGGAUUUCAGACUAUUAUUUGGGUUUAUAUAGCAUAAAUAAUCUGAACUAAAUUACUUAAAUUAAAAGUCCAUGUGUGGGUUAUACGUAUAAACUAGAUUUCUGUUAAGAGUAUGAUUUAAUCAUACAGAGCUGUGUAGGAAAUUAUCGAAUUAACUCAUUAUCCACUUUUUAAGAUAUAGUUUAUGGUAGGUUUACAACAAAACUUAAACUAACUUAAAAAUAUACAGAGACAUUAAAUUAAAUCAUUUUUGUGAAUAAAGAUUAUUUUAUAGAUGCGUAUUAUCAUUAAAUAUUCAUUUUUUAGAUAAAUUAUAAAUAAAGUCAUAUUAGUUUAAUUGGUAGUUACUAAGGAGAUUAUUCGUUAGGUUAAAUAGCAAGCUAUAAUAUAAUCAAAGAUUAAAAUAAUAUAUUUAUUUAACUGGUGCUAUAUUCUAUCAGCAAAAUAACUAAAGUUUAACUUCCAAUCUAAGGAGACAAUAGCUGCAAAGAAAUAUUAUCUUAUAACUAAAUAUCAGAGGUCUUGCUUUCAAUACAAGACGUGUAUUAGUAAAUUUCAAAUUAUUUUUAAAUUGAAGAUAUGAUAUUUACUUUGACUGUAGAUAAAUAAACUUAUUUAUAACCUUUAUCUCCUUUUACCUUUUCAUAAAUAUCUCAAUUAAAUAUAAUAUCUGAUCCUACCUACAAUAUUAAUUAGUCUAUUAUAGUCAGUUAAGAAUUAUUCAGCUCUUUCUAAGGAUAUGAUUAUAUAUCUUUAGAAAACUUUAACAUAUAAUAAUCAAAAUCAGUAUCAAAUAAUUAAAUUUUUAAAAUAAACAAUUUAAGUACCUUUGUCCUCAAGAACAUUUAAUUUACUAAUCAAAGCUUGUUCUAAUUUGAUAUAAGCUUAAUUGAUACCUUAAUUUUUUAAAAUUUGUAAUUUUAAAAUAUUUAAAUGAGUAGCCAAACAUUAGUAAAUUUAUUUAAAUUUUCUUCAAUAGAUACAAUAAUAAUUAAGGAAGUAGAAAUAUCUUAGUGUUCAUAUAAAUAGAUUACCCUUUUUAAUUUUUAAGAUGAUAUUAGCAAUCAAAAAACCUCAAUUAUAUUUUCUGAUUUGACAAUAAGUAGCUCACAGUUUCAUUAUGACAGUACACAAUAUGCUGCAACACCCUUAUAUAUAUCUAAUUAUUUUAAAGUUGAAAUAUAAAAUUUUGUCUUAAAUUAAAAUAUUGGAAAUGGGAUAUAUUUCAUACUAAGUAAUGUCAUUUAGAACAUGACCAUUAAUGGAACAAGUUUGCUUUAUAAUAGAGAUAUUUUAUUUUUAUCUUACAGUCAUAGCUCAUAAAAAACUUAAAACAAUAUAAUUAUUCUGCAAUAAAUAACUAAUGAUAAUGUUUAGUUAAAGAAUAUUAAUCUAUAAAAUAAUUUUUUUAAUAUUAGCCAAUUAAUAACUAUUAAUUCUAUAUUAGAUAUUAAAACUAGUAAUUUGACAUUAAAUUAAUGCUAAAUAUAACAAAAUAGUGCAUUUUAAAAUAAUUAAAUAUCCAUAUUUAGUCUAAGCUAGCUAUUAUACUUCAAUUCAUCAGAUUUAAGCUUUACUUAAAAUCAAGGAUUUUAAAGUUUACUAGUUCUUUAAGAUUCUUAAAAUAAAAAUUAAAUAAGCCAAAUCCUUUUAUAAAAUAAUAAAGCAAACAAUUUGCUAUUAGUUGUAUAAUCAAAUUUACUUUUCAUAGAUUCUUAAGUAUAAUAAAAUCUGUCUUAAGAAACAAACUAGCAAUAGUCAAUAAUAAGUAUCAUUUCUAAUUCAUCUGUAAUUAUGAACAAUAUAUCGUUUGAAGAGAAUAUUUCUAAUAAGGGAGGAUCUAUUUAUUUAUUAUAAAGCUAGUUGAUUAUAUGGAGUAGCUUGUUUAAGAAUGAUAAAAGUACAUAUGGAGGAUCUAUUUACUCUGAAAAUUCAAUAUUAAAUAUUUCUAGUUCUUAAUUUAAUAAUUGCACAUCUUCAUUUGGAGGUUGUAUAUAUGCUUUUCAAAGUGAUUUAAGCUUAGACAGCAUUAAUUCCAGUUAUGCAAAAGCUAGCUAAGAUGGAGGGUUUUUAUAUAUCAAUAAUUUAAAUAGGUUUACUUUAUCUGAUAUAAAUAUAUAAUAUUGCUCUGCAUAGAACGAUGGAGGAUCAAUUUAUAUUAUUAAUUCUGGUGGUAUUGAUUCUUUUAUCAUAUCAUCAAACUUUAAUAAUAAUUAAGCACUUGGAAGUGGAGGAGCAUUGCUAUUAGAUAACUCUGAACUGCAGAUAAAUUAUACUAGCUUUAAAUAUAACUUAGCUGGUGUAGGUGGUGUUAUUAGGUAUUUAAAUUUAAAGCCAAGCUUUUUAUUUAAUAAAUAAAAGAACAUGAAAGAUUCUUGUAAAACCUAUAGUUUUAACUACUGCAGGUAAAAUAAAGCUAUUAUAUUUGGAAAUUAAAUAGCUAGCUAUCCUAAAUAUGCAUCAAUUUUCCCAAGUAGUAAUUUCGAUGUAGAUAUAAGAUAGUACCCUAACAUAACCUUUCAUAAUUUUAGAAGUGGAUUAAAUAAUUUUGAUUUAUUUAUAUAGUUUUUAGAUGAAUUCAAAGAUAUAGUUUAAUAAAUAGAUUUCUAAAAUCAAACCAAAAUAGAUUCAAUUAGCUAAAAUUUAUUGAAUGAAAUUAGAUAAUAUAGUUGUAGAGUGUUUAUUAAUCAAAAUUUUACAAAUUUACAAUCAGAAGUAAUAAAAUUAGAUGGAGCAAUUUCUGUUGAUUACUCUUUUUAUGGAUGGAAUAAAAUUGGUUGCUUAAUGAAUAAUUUUAAAAUAACUGGAGUACCUAAAAGUAAUUCUUCUUUGGUGCUUUAACUCAAAGGAAUGAGAGUAGCCAAUAGCACUAAUCAAUUUAUAGAUAGUAAUAAUAUCUAAAUUAAGAUAGAGUUUAGACAAUGCGAAGCUGGAGAAUAUUAUAAACAAAAUUGCGAAGGAUGUUAGUUAUAUGAGUGUUCUUAAUGCUAAAAUGGGACUUAUUCACUAAUAAAACCUGAAAAAAGUUAAUAGAUUUAAUGUAGAGAAUGUGAUAAGUCUCAAGUCGAAUCAUGCUACUUGAAUCAAAUUAAUUUAAGAGAAAAUUAUUGGAGAAUAAGUAAUUCAUCUGAUUAAAUUUAUUAAUGCAGUAAUACUUUUACUUAAUGUAAUGGAGAUUAGUCAAAAGGUUAUUGCGCUGUUGGCUAUACUGGGGCUUUAUGUUCUGCUUGUGAUAAUUAUGGAAUAUUAUGGGGAGAUAAAUAUGGAUAAGUAUUUUCCUUAGAGUUUUCAAAACCUCAAUGUGAAAAAUGCUCUGAAAUAAAUAAUUAUUAAUCAGCUUUAUAUCUUAUCUACUCUCAAAUAUAUCAACAUAUCUGA